AGGACACCCUCGGCUCGCCUAUAAAUUUGGCCCGAUCGUCUCGCCUCGCCUCCUUCCCUCGCCUCCUUCCCUCGCCCUCGCUUUCUUCAGUUAGGGUUAGGGUUUUAGAUAGAGGAGGCGUCAUGUUGGUGUACCAGGACCUUAUCACUGGCGAUGAGCUUCUAUCGGACUCUUUUCCAUACAAGGAGAUUGAAAAUGGAGUUCUUUGGGAAGUUGAGGGAAAGUGGGUGGUUCAAGGAGCUUGUGAAGUAGACAUUGGUGCAAACCCUUCUGCUGAAGGUGCUGGCGAGGAUGAAGGAGUCGAUGACCAAACUGUCAGGGUUGUGGAUAUCGUUGACACCUUCAGACUUCAGGAACAACCUCCCUUUGACAAGAAGCAGUUUGUGACCUGGGUGAAGCGUUACAUCAAGCUCUUGAAUUCUAAGUUGGAUGGUGAAAAAGCGGAGGAAUUUAAGAAGAACAUUGAGGGAGCUACAAAAUUCCUGCUUGGGAAGCUCAAAGAUUUGCAAUUCUUUGUGGGUGAGAGCAUGCAUGAUGACGGUAGCUUGGUCUUUGCAUACUACAAGGAAGGCGCCAGUGAUCCUACCUUUUUGUACUUUGCCCACGGGCUGAAGGAGAUCAAGUGCUAGAGCCUGUUCUUUUCAGAACUCCAAAAGGAGAUUGUAGUCUAAUGUUAUGUUACCUAAAUUAUCUGCUGCCGCUGGACUUGGGUCUUUUAGUGCUUUAAUUGUGGUAUUUAAUAAACUUAUGUGGGUUUGAGUAAUGUUUUUGUCACAACUUUUUAAGUUAUAUUUUAUUCGAUUGAGUGGUGAUUAUUUUCUU
Molecule: messenger RNA, 822 nt
Organism: Asparagus officinalis (garden asparagus)
Lineage: Eukaryota; Viridiplantae; Streptophyta; Magnoliopsida; Asparagales; Asparagaceae
Product: translationally-controlled tumor protein homolog
Exons: 5
Coding region: 123-629 (168 amino acids)
Cellular component (GO): cytoplasm
Molecular function (GO): calcium ion binding
Source: RefSeq, a predicted model, not a curated record